AUGGAUAAGGGUAGUUACUAUAUAUACUGCAAGCCAUACCAUGAAAAUUCAUCCAUCAUGCGUUCGAUCUCUUCUCUUCUCGUAGCUCUCGCGCUCUCCCCUAUGUCAGCAAUGGCAGCGCGUGAGGUAUUUGCGCACUACAUGGUUGGCAAUACCUACGGUCAAACCCUCGAUGACUGGGCAAAAGACAUCCAACUCGCCAAAGCCGCCUCCAUUGAUGGCUUUGCCCUUAAUGCCGGUCCCACCGACUCUUACGGUGAAGAACAGCUUGAUCUAGCCUACCAGGCUGCGGAGGCAAAUAACUUCAAGUUAUUCAUCUCAUUCGACAUGCUCUGUUGCGGAACAUGGGAUGUUUCCACAGUUGCGAAAUUUAUCAAUGCCCACAAAGACAGCUCUGCGCAAUUCAAGGUCGGCGGAAAGCCCAUGGUUUCGACAUUUGAGGGCACAAAUUUUGUCUCCCAGUGGAGUGAGGUCGAGUCGAGUACUGGACAAUUGUUUUUAGUUCCUGACUGGGCUUCAAUGGGGCCACAGACUUUUGCUACCCAUUUGGACGUCGUCGAUGGUGCCUUUGUGUGGGAUGCAUGGCCGCUUGGUACAACCCCAGCCACAAAGACAACCGAUUCCGAUAAUCAGUGGAUUAGUGCGAUCAAUGGAAAGCCAUACAUGAUGGCUGUGUCACCAUGGUUUUAUACCAGGCUUCCGCAGUACUCCAAAAACUGGAAUUGGGACUCCGACACCCUCUGGUUUGACCGUUGGGAGUCUGUGAUUGAUGUUCUCCCGCAAUACGUUGAGAUCAUCACCUGGAACGACUACGGCGAAUCCCACUACAUUGGCCCCAUACGCAGCCAAGGUAUCGUCUCUGGUGCCGAGGUCUAUGUCAAUAACAUGCCCCACGAUGCCUGGCGCUUCAUUCUACCGUACUACAUCGCUGCCUACAAAGCCGGUACCCGCGAUGUCACUGUCCCGACCGAGGGGCUAUGUUUUGGUAUCGGACCACGCCCAAGGCCGUCUGCGGUGAUGGCUCCACAACCUGCGGUAACGCCGGUACUGGCGGAUCGGCGCGUGGAGGUGACAAUCGGUGGUCAAGGGAAAACCUUCUCUGUGCCGAAGGGAGUCAAAUUGGUAGAAUUGCCGUUUUCAGGAAGGGUGGGCGAUGUUGUGGUCAAAGUCAACGGAAAGACUGCAACAGGGCCGGCGAAAAUUACAAACAGUUGCCCGUCCAGUGGGUAUGUUAACUUUAACGCGGUGGUUGGAUCUACUUCAUAG
Molecule: messenger RNA, 1266 nt
Organism: Morchella importuna
Lineage: Eukaryota; Fungi; Ascomycota; Pezizomycetes; Pezizales; Morchellaceae
Exons: 8
Coding region: 1-1266 (421 amino acids)
Biological process (GO): mating projection tip cell wall disassembly
Molecular function (GO): glucan endo-1,3-alpha-glucosidase activity
Source: RefSeq, a predicted model, not a curated record